GGUGGUGAACUUCUUUAUUAAUAAUUUUUAAAAAAGCUACAGAGGCGGAAGUCUCGAAACGGGUCCGUUACUUGACAUUGACAGUUCAUCUGGGGCUGUGGUUGUACGCUUUUCCUUGAGGAAACUCCCGUGACAAAGUUCAAACGGGUUCUCGUUAUUUUAACAACCUAAAGUCUUUAGAAGAAAUCCAUGGAGGCCAUCGCUAAAUUCGAUUUCGAAGCCACAGCGCAAGAUGAACUCAGUUUUAAACGUGGAAACGUACUGAAGGUUUUAAAUGUCAAUUGCGACAACAACUGGUACGUGGCUGAACUAAAUGGAAAAGAAGGCCUUGUCCCCAAGAAUUACAUCGAGCUGAAGCCACACAGUUGGUUCCACGGGAGAAUUACGAGGGCCAAGGCGGAGGAGAUACUCUCCAAGCAAAGAUUUGACGGGGCCUUCCUCAUUCGAGACAGCGAGAGCACUGCAGGAGACUUCUCCAUUUCUGUCAGGUCGGGUAACGAUGUCCAGCACUUUAAAGUCCUCCGUGAUGGUGCCGGGAAGUAUUUCUUGUGGGUGGUGAAGUUUAACUCUCUCAACGAACUGGUGGAGUAUCACCGCACCUCCUCCGUGUCCCGUAGUCAAGUCAUUUACCUCAAGGACAUGAAGGCCGUCGCUGACACAGAGGUGUACGUUCAAGCGCUGUUUGACUUCGACCCCAAGGAGCCCGGGGAGCUGGGAUUCCGGCGCGGUGACAUCAUCAAAGUCACGGAGAACACCGACGCCAACUGGUGGACAGGCAUGUGCCACGGCCAGGUGGGCACCUUCCCCCGUAAUUACGUCACGCCAUACAACCAGAACACCUAAUGGCUGAUCCGCCUGCCGAUGACGCCACAAGAAACGAGAUACUGGAAUGAGGGAUGAGAAGGGGAGAGGGAUGCUCACAGAGACUGAGGGGACUUCAUGCACUGUUUUUUGGAGAGGGUCUCUUGACAGCAGGGUGGAUUGUUUUAAAGUCAGUGACGUGGCUGGAUGAUGGCUUGGCGAUUGCUGGCGUUGGCGCCCUUUUCUCACAAUGCUACUUGGACCCCCUCUUCUCUGUUGCAGUUUUUUUUUACCGUCGCUUCGAAAUAAAAAAGACAUUUGAAAAGACGUUCUGACAAGGCCGAGUUCCAACAGUCCUUCAGUGUCAAUGACCAAAGAUUGGCAUGGCGUUAUUAAUGAUCUUGUUCUGGGAUGUCUGAAUUCAUUAUAUUGACUUCAUGUUUUUCUAUUAAUAUGUUGAUGACAGGCUUGUUUUGUUGGAAGUGGUUUUGCCUGUUUUUGUCCUUUGUGUUAAUGUUGUUUUAUUGGCUAUGGGACCAGUUGUUUCAUGGGAAAUACUGUUUUUCAGUACUAUUUUAGGAACACCACUGAUUAAAUGAAUAGCAUCUCUAAGCCUGUGUCUGCAAUAUUGCUCCUGAACACUGAUUGCACAUUCAUUUUACAUGGGGACUAGUUGUCUUCCAAAUUUAAGAAAACAAGAUCUACUAAUACAUUGUUUUUUUCAUUUACUGUAAAAGACACUGUAAACAUGUUUUCAUUCCAAAUAUUGUUAUAACUUAAGUUUUCACAGUUGUAUCUUUCUUGUCGAAUGUCAUAUUCCACAGAUGCAGUUCUGCAUGUGAAAAGUUAUUGGUUUGCAUGAAAUAUCUUUUUACACUAUCAAUGGUGGCCAGCUCUUUUGGUGAACUGUACAUAUUGCUGAUUUUAGCUUUGAGGCAAAAUCUUCUUAAUUACGUCAUAUUUAUUCAAAUUAUUUAGGGUCAUGAAAGUAGUGAUCUUGCUGCAAAAAGAAACACAUGGUGGGUGUGAGAGGGUUCUUUCAGAAUUUGUUUGACUACACUUUCAACUUUUUACUACAGUGAGGAAUACUGUUGGUCAUGUGCUUGCAGGGAAUCUUUGAUGGGGUGUGAAACUGGAAACCACAAAUGGUACCUUUAAAUAUUCUGAUCUGGAGGAUGGCAUUAAAGUCACCAGAAAAAUACAUCACAUAUCUCCCGUCCAGACUUUAUGGAGACUUUUAAGUAAGGAUUGAUGACAAACCAUCUCACCGCCGCAGCCUUUUCUGUCCUGUUUACAAAAUGGGGUAAAAUGAAUGAUAAAAAAAAAAGAGUUCAGUUGUAAAGUCAACUUUAAACUGUUUCCACCCCACCCCAGAUGCACUUCAGUAUGUUGAAUAUGGAAUCAGUCUUAAGGGCUUCCUUUUCAAGACAAAAGGACAUGGUCCACGGACUGUUGUUCAAUGUGUUUGUUGUGUGAAGAGGUGAAGACAAAAAUAAUAUAUACUAUAUAUUUAAAUAAUAAAAUAAUGAAAAUAACAGAGGUCUUCAAACAAGUCCCCAUCCUUUGCCUUUCAUCUCUAUUUUUGUUCAACCGUACAUGGAACUUAAGUUCUUUAUCUUAAAAAGGGAUAAGAGUGCAAUGUCCAUGACUGAUUUUUGGAUCAAUAUUAAGACUUAAAAUGAGUCAUUGGCACCUGUAGGCCUAUGCCUAUUGUAAAGGAUGCCUUCACUUUAUAAGACACAAAAGAAACAUUUUAACUGGACACAAAACUCUGCUCGGAUGAAAAGUGGAGGCCUUGGGAUUUUCUUAACUGGGUUUAACUUUGGUUUGUUGCCUUUUUCCCUUCCUCUCAUAACUAUAUUAAUCUAACUUAAUGAUAUCAUUACUGAGCGGCAACCGACACCCCAAGACAAUGUAAUUAUUGUUUACAUUUUGCUGGAAUCUGAUAUGGUGUGUGUACAGCCUAUGUGCAUUAGGAAUCUUGGUGUUCAGAUGUCAAGGGAGUAGGCUGCGUGCUGUCCAUGUCUGUCACAAUUAAUGAUUUGCUUUGAAGUUGACACGGCAUGUAGAUAACAAUGAAAUAAAGUACCACAAUCAUAUUAAUCUUA
Osmerus eperlanus (European smelt) is the source of this 2909-nucleotide messenger RNA. It is a transcript of the gene grb2a, whose product is annotated as growth factor receptor-bound protein 2a. The record is from RefSeq and is a predicted model, not a curated record. The transcript has 6 exons. Lineage: Eukaryota; Metazoa; Chordata; Actinopteri; Osmeriformes; Osmeridae. Gene Ontology annotation, cellular component: nucleoplasm; COP9 signalosome; cytoplasm. Gene Ontology annotation, molecular function: epidermal growth factor receptor binding; phosphotyrosine residue binding. Gene Ontology annotation, biological process: signal transduction; regulation of MAPK cascade. The coding region runs from base 190 to 843 and encodes 217 amino acids.